Molecule: messenger RNA, 3826 nt
Organism: Clupea harengus (Atlantic herring)
Lineage: Eukaryota; Metazoa; Chordata; Actinopteri; Clupeiformes; Clupeidae
Product: glycerol kinase 5-like
Biological process (GO): triglyceride metabolic process; glycerol metabolic process; glycerol-3-phosphate biosynthetic process
Cellular component (GO): mitochondrion
Molecular function (GO): kinase activity; phosphotransferase activity, alcohol group as acceptor
Source: RefSeq, a predicted model, not a curated record
GUAUGGUUAAGUUUCUCUCUCUUUCUCUCUCAAGAUCUAAAUUCGCGCCCCCACAGAAUUUAGGGGCGGGUUUAUAGUUGAAAUGUAAAUGCAUAGUGGUCCACAACAAAAACGCUUCUCACAACAGAACAGAAAGCGUUGGCUAGUUUCGGUCAUUGACGGUGAAACACGUUAACUUGAUACCUGAUGAUAGCGUAAUGAACGACGCUUAGCAGAACUGCCAGCUAGAACUUGUGUCGCUAGCUAAUUGACAUAUUGACGUUUGUUGUGUAUACACGAGGGGGUAUGAAUGACAACUUUAGGAAAACACGUCCCAAGAUUUUGCUGCGAGUGUGUGCUGUGACAUAUGUUAGCUUGAGCUCUGCGUUAGCCAACUCGAAUUUGUGCUAAGUUAUGGCUGCUCGUAAUGGAUUCUGUAAGAAAUCCUACAUUGUCGCCGUUGAUGUAGGGACAACAACAAUUAAAUGUCACGUGUAUGAUAAGGAAGCUAACGUAAGAGGAUCCUGCUCGAGAAAGGUGUGUCCCUUAUAUCCCAAACCGGGUUAUGUCGAAAUUGAUCCAGAGGAAGUAUGGCUGAGUUUCGUGGCGGUGGUAAAAGGUGCUGUUCAAGACGCAGGCUUGCAAAUGAAACAAAUCCAAGCUCUCGGAAUAUCCACUCAGAGAGGAACCUUCACUACAUGGGAUAAAAACACUGGAGUGCCUUUUCAUAACUUCAUCAGCUGGCAAGACCUGAGAGGUGUAGAGUUGGUUGCCUCAUGGAAUGCGUCUUUCACGAUGAAGGUUAUCCAUGGUGUGUCUAAAAUACUGCAUCUCGUCACGAGGCAGAAGCUCUUCCAGGCGGCCAGCAUCAUGGUCUUCUCCCCCCAGCACGUCACCUUCCGACUGGCCUGGGUCCUGCAGAACUGCCCCGAGGUUCAGAAGGCUGUAAUAAAUGGAACUUGCUGCUUUGGAACCAUUGAUACCUGGCUGCUGAAUAGACUUACAAAGGGAGCCGCACACCUCACUGACUAUUCCAAUGCGAGUGCAACCGGAGUGUUUGAUACAUACCAGAUGUGCUGGAGUGGGCUCCUGUGUUCCCUCGUCUCUCUUCCUCUGAGUAUCUUCCCCACAGUAGAGAACACGGGCUUCUUCUUUGGACGUACAGAUGAAAUCAUCUUUGGUGUGCCUGUUCCCAUCAUGUCACUGAUGGCAGACCAGCAGGCAGCCAUGUUUGGAGAAUGCUGCUUUGACAUAGGAGAUGUGAAGAUCACCAUGGGAACAGGAACGUUCAUGGACAUCAACACAGGAAAUGAACCGCACACUUCAUUCACAGGUCUCUACCCAAUCGUUGGCUGGAAGAUUGGUUCAGACGUGACAUACCUGGCAGAGGGCAACGCCGCAGACACUGGCACUGCCAUUCAGUGGGCACAAGAACUGGAGCUCUUCUCUGAGGUGAGCAAGACAGCAGAGAUGGCGAAUGCCCUGGAGGACUCUGACGGAGUGUGUUUCGUGCCGUCCUUCAGUGGCCUACAGGCACCUUUAAAUGACCCGGCCGCCUGCGCUGCCUUUAUGGGCCUGAAACCCUCCACCACCAAGUCACACUUGCUGCGGGCCAUCCUCGAGUCGGUGGCAUUCAGGAACAAACAGCUUUAUGAUAUCAUGAUGCGAGAGACAAGGGUACCCAUCACAAAAAUCAGGGCAGAUGGAGGUGUGUGCUCCAACAACUUCAUCAUGCAGUUGACGGCUGACCUGUUGGGCAGGAAGAUCGAUCGGCCAAAUCAUUUCGACAUGUCCAGCCUGGGGGCCGCGUUUGUUGCCGGACUGGGAUCGGGCUUCUGGAAGAGUCCGGAGGAGCUGAAGAAGCUGAGGAGCACCGAGCGCGUCUUCCUGCCCAGCACUCUGUCGCACUGUCACGCCACCAGCCUCCACAGCUGGGAGAAGGCACUGCGCCGCUCCAUGCACUGGUACAGCCACGCCUGAAGGGGGCGCUGUCCUCUCAACCUAAUCCACAAUCCUCACAAGAUGAAGUUGGUGUCAAAGCCUUAUGUGCCAUGCAGGUAGUGGUCCAGUGCAGAGGGAACUCAGGAUGUUUAUAGUUUUUGGUAAUUUUUAUGGUUAACAGUGUCACAGAGAAUUGGUGAAUUGGUGCUAGUUUUCAACAACUCUUGAACAGUAUUAUAUAACAGAGUGGACUGUGCAGACUUCUUUUCCUGAAGGAAAAAAAUAUAUAAAUAAUGUUUUCGCCAUCCAGCUACUACUAUCAAGUAGUAAUGUACUGUGUAAUGUAAUGUGAGCAAACAAGUUGAAGGUUUACAGCCUGACAAUCCCCGGCCCCCCCCUGCACACACACAUUUUGGACACUGCGAUGGCCUCAUCUGCUAACAAGAUUACCUCAUGUCACAGUCUCUCAGUAACAGAUACAGUGCCUUCAUUAGAUGUGUGUGUGUGUGUGUGACCCUGUGGCCACUCAUCCAUCAGACCAAGUGAACUUUCUCCCACCUCCCUGAGUGGAAGUUCCAACUAGCCUCACCCCCCCACCCCCCCGGACGCUUCAGUGAGCGGGGGAGGAGGCCUCUGUGAGCUGCAUAGUUGUGUGUGUGUGUGUGGGUGUGAGUGUGUGUGUGUGUGUGUGGGGGGGGGGGGUAAUCAGGAGGUGGGAGGCUUUGAGUCUUUGCACAGGGACGCAAUAUGGCGAUAUGGGAUGGAUACACCCUGAGUAUUUGGGGGCUGCAACAGCCAACAGGAAAUCCUCCUCUUGAUGACUCCUGGGAAGACAGCCUGGAAAGAUGAUGACGUUAGCUUGUCCCAGGGGCGCUUAUGCUUUUUCUUUUUUUCUUUUUUUUCUGCUGUUAUUUGAAAUGCUCUUGAUAUGCCGAGCAGAAAUUGCCAGAACAACAAGAGUUUAACAUCAUUAACAAGCAUUUUGCCAGAGAACUGUACACUAACUUAAUGUUUUUACAGUACUGUGAACUUUCAGAAUUAUAUCAAACGUAUAUGUGUUAUGUGAGUGUCCUUGAAGUACUUGAAGGUCAUAUGAAUAUCUAAUUCUCCGUAAUGUAUUCAGAUGAUUGGGUACACGGUUCUGUGUAUUUCUCUCUUCUCUCGUCUGUCUGCUUUUCACUGCCCUAAUCCCUCUUCCAUUCCGGCGUGGUGCAGAGGGAGACAGGUGACACCUGGAGAGCAGGUGUGGCCUCAGGGGUGUUCUGGGGCUACCACUCCCCUACAGGUUCACUGCCGUAUCUGAGUGCCCCAUCAGCGCUGGCUUUAACUGACUGCGUGGUGUGAUGUGUGUGUGUGUGUGUGUGUGAGACUGUGUGUGCCCUGAAUGUGUGCACAAACAAGCCAGAUGUGGUUUCCCACACACACCCGCCAUGAGUUCAGGCUCAUCUGCUCCUGGAUUGUUUUUAGUGCAAAGAAACCAUGAAAACCUCUUUUAACACAAUCAUGAGCUAGAAACAAUAUGGAUAGACCCAAGACAGUUUAAACUGUGUCUUUUCAUCUCACUAUUUGGUAUGUUUUUCUUGUAAUGAAAUGAUAUGAAGGUAUGUCACAUUUUUAUGAUUACUUUAUUUAACAUGUUGUUUAAAGUUUGCGAAAGUGACUUUUUAUCUCAACUAUUCUGCAUCCACAUGGGUCAUUUAUACUACUGACAAUAUGAAAAUAUGAAGGUAUGUCAUAUCACUUUUUGGUUAUGUUUCAGUGAAAUAUUUUGAAAGUAUGAUACAUUUCCUGACUUUCUUUAACAUGGUGUGAAAGUAUGCAAGUAGUUUUUGUAAAAAUGAUUUUGCAAAAUGUGAUUGUUUUCUACGUGAUUUGGUUCAGCUAUAUUAAACCCCCAUUAAUCACA